Prionailurus viverrinus (fishing cat) is the source of this 3278-nucleotide messenger RNA. RefSeq names its product programmed cell death 6 interacting protein (gene PDCD6IP). The record is from RefSeq and is a predicted model, not a curated record. Gene Ontology annotation, cellular component: endosome. Lineage: Eukaryota; Metazoa; Chordata; Mammalia; Carnivora; Felidae. The transcript is spliced from 18 exons. Gene Ontology annotation, biological process: mitotic cytokinesis. Bases 157 to 2778 code for a protein of 873 amino acids. Gene Ontology annotation, molecular function: protein binding.
GAGCUCCCGGAAGUGGCCGGACCCACAGCUCGGGCGGAGAGCCCGUCCGUCGGUUCGUCGGUCCGCCGGUCCGCCAGCCGGGUCGUCCGCGCGCCUCGGCCCUCGUCGGCGUCCCGCGCGGCCUGUGUGGCCCGAACCGCGGCCGAGGUGCCCGCCAUGGCGACGUUCAUCUCGGUCCAGCUGAAGAAGACCUCGGAGGUGGACCUGGCCAAGCCGCUGGUGAAGUUCAUCCAGCAGACGUACCCGAGCGGCGGGGAGGAGCAGGCCCAGUACUGCCGCGCGGCGGAGGAGCUCAGCAAGCUGCGCCGCGCCGCGCUCGGCCGCCCGCUGGACAAGCACGAGGGCGCUCUCGAGACGCUCCUGAGAUAUUAUGAUCAAAUUUGUUCCAUUGAACCCAAAUUCCCAUUCUCUGAAAAUCAGAUCUGCCUGACAUUUACCUGGAAGGAUGCUUUUGAUAAAGGUUCACUUUUUGGAGGAUCUGUGAAAUUGGCUCUUGCAAGCUUAGGAUAUGAAAAGAGCUGUGUGUUAUUCAAUUGUGCAGCGUUAGCUAGCCAGAUUGCCGCAGAACAGAACCUGGAUAAUGAUGAAGGAUUGAAAGUCGCUGCUAAGCAUUACCAGUUUGCUAGUGGUGCCUUUUUACAUAUUAAAGAGACAGUUUUAUCUGCCUUAAGUCGAGAGCCUACGGUGGACCUGUCUCCAGAUACUGUUGGGACCCUUAGUCUUAUUAUGCUGGCACAGGCCCAAGAAGUCUUUUUUUUAAAAGCCACAAGAGAUAAAAUGAAAGAUGCCAUCAUAGCCAAAUUGGCUAAUCAGGCCGCAGAUUACUUUGGUGAUGCUUUUAAACAGUGUCAGUACAAAGAUACUCUUCCCAAGGAGGUGUUCCCUGUCUUGGCUGCAAAGCACUGUAUCAUGCAGGCCAAUGCUGAGUACCACCAGUCUAUCCUGGCAAAACAGCAGAAGAAAUUUGGAGAAGAGAUUGCAAGGUUACAGCACGCAGCAGAAUUGAUUAAAACAGUGGCAUCUCGCUAUGAUGAAUAUGUCAAUGUGAAAGACUUUGCUGACAAAAUCAGCCGUGCCCUUUCUGCAGCAAAGAAGGAUAAUGACUUCAUCUAUCAUGAUCGAGUUCCAGACCUUAAAGAUCUGGACCCAAUUGGCAAAGCCACACUUGUGAAAUCUACCCCAGUCACUGUCCCCAUCAGCCAGAAAUUCACUGAUUUGUUUGAAAAUAUGGUUCCUGUGUCAGUGCAGCAGUCGUUGGCCGCCUAUAAUCAGAGGAAAGCUGACUUAGUUAACAGAUCAAUUGCUCAAAUGAGAGAAGCCACCACUUUGGCAAAUGGGGUGUUAGCUUCCCUUAAUCUUCCAGCAGCAAUUGAAGAUGUGUCUGGAGAUACUGUACCUCAGUCUAUAUUGACUAAAUCCACAUCUGUGAUUGAACAGGGAGGCAUCCAGACUGUUGAUCAAUUGAUCAAAGAGCUACCUGAACUACUACAAAGAAAUAGAGAAAUCCUAGAUGAGUCGUUAAGAUUGUUGGAUGAAGAAGAAGCCACGGACAGUGAUUUAAGAGCAAAAUUCAAGGAACGCUGGCAAAGGACACCAUCUAAUGAUCUCUAUAAGCCUUUAAGAGCAGAGGGAACCAACUUCAGAACGGUUUUGGAUAAAGCUGUGCAAGCAGAUGGGCAGGUGAAAGAACGUUACCAGUCUCACCGAGACACCAUCGCCCUUCUGUGUAAGCCGGAGCCUGAGCUGAACGCGGCCAUCCCUUCUGCUAACCCAGCAAGGACCAUGCAGGGCAGCGAGGUUGUAAAUGUCUUAAAAUCCUUAUUGACCAAUCUUGAUGAAGUAAAGAAGGAAAGAGAAGGGCUAGAGAAUGACUUGAAAUCAGUGAAUUUUGACAUGACAAGCAAAUUUUUGACUGCUUUGGCUCAAGAUGGUGUAAUAAAUGAAGAAGCUCUUUCUGUCACUGAGCUGGAUCGAAUCUAUGGAGGUCUUACGACAAAAGUCCAAGAAUCUCUAAGGAAACAGGAAGAACUUCUUAAAAAUAUUCAGGUCUCACACCAGGAGUUUUCAAAAAUGAAGCAAUCUAAUAAUGAAGCUAACUUAAGAGAAGAAGUUUUGAAGAAUUUAGCUACUGCAUAUGACAACUUUGUUGAGCUUGUGGCUAAUUUGAAGGAGGGCACAAAGUUUUACAAUGAGCUGACUGAAAUCCUGGUCAGGUUCCAGAACAAGUGCAGUGACAUCGUGUUUGCACGGAAGACAGAAAGAGAUGAACUCUUAAAGGAUCUGCAGCAAAGCAUUGCCAGGGAACCCAGUGCUCCUUCAAUCCCUACGCCUGCCUAUCAGUCUUCUCCCGCAGGGGGCCAUGCUCCCGCUGUGCCAACGCCCGCGCCGAGAACCAUGCUGCCCGCCAAGCCCCAGCCCCCGGCCCGGCCUCCACCGCCUGUGCUUCCAGCAAAUCGAGCUCCUCCCGCUCCCGCUCCCGCUCCCGCUCCGGCUCCCUCGGGGACGGGCACUGCUCCACCGGCACCGGCACCCACUCCUGGUUCAGCAGCGCCCCCUCCACAGGCCCAGGGACCCCCCUACCCCACCUAUCCAGGAUAUCCCGGGUAUUGCCACAUGCCCAUGCCCAUGGGCUAUAAUCCUUACGCAUACGGUCAGUAUAGUAUGCCGUACCCGCCAGUGUAUCACCAGAGCCCCGGACAGGCUCCAUACCCAGGGCCCCCGCAGCCUUCAUACCCCUUCCCUCAGCCCCCGCAGCAGUCUUACUACCCACAGCAGUAACAUGCCAGCCCAGAAGCUCGACUGGUUCAGUUCAAAGGGAAGGAAACACCAGCCCUGCAAUAAGCGUACUAAACUCUGUGCUCUGGUUACUGUAACGUCCUCUGUCGUGCUGAACGCGGUGUGCAGUUUCUGUCCGCGGCUGCGAGCUGAGACUGUGCCCCAGUUCCACACUCGAUCGCACACCGAGAGAUGCUGCUGUUGCAGUGUAAACACUAUAAUAGGUAUAAUAGAAUUUGAAAUAAGUUACAUUUCAGUUCAUCAAAGUUGAAAAAUGAGAAGUUAAACCCACAAGUGAAACGUUUGAAACUAUUAUACUUCUGUCUGCAUAAGACAUGGUUGGGACGUCAGAUACUUACAAUGAUGGUUUAAGUACUGAUAUUCAAGAAAGCUACGUUUUCUUUCUCUCUCGGUUUGUCAGUUUGGUUUAAUUUCCAUUACACUAUUUUGCAUAAUCAAAGUGUUGUAAAUCUUAUAAUUUAAAAAUAAAUUACUUGAGAACA